AUGGGAGGGUCUUUCUCUCGAUCUUUAAAAGCACAUCUUAUGGAGAGAGCCAGGAUUUGUAGAGUAAAACACUUCUCAGGUUCAGCUGAUUAGUUUGUGAGCAUCUCGACCGCUUCUUUUAAACAUUUCUGCUGCUAAACAAAACCCAAAGCCAAUGGAGAAUCAAGCCCUCAAUCAACAAGGAGUGGCUCAUGCCACAGGGAACGGACAGCGUCCCUUCAACAUGAAUCAUUACACUACUAAGAAGAGUGCAGCGCAGAGCAUGUUGGAUGUGGCUCUUCUGAUGGCCAACUCCUCUCAGCUGAAGACAGUGCUGCAUUCAGGACCUCAGCAUCGCUUCUACGCCCCUCUUAUUGCUCUGAUCUCACUUUCCAUCUCACUGCAGGUCAUUGUUGGCCUCCUACUCAUCUUCAUUGUGAAGUAUGACCUAAACGAUGUUAAGAAACAGCCGAGGCUGAACACAAUGAAUAAUAUGGCCACUGUUUUUGUGUUCUUUACUGUUCUUAUCAACAUCAUCAUCACAGUGUUGGGAUUUGAGUCUGAAGGAAACAGCAUCUGAUACUGCACUCCCUCCGAAUAAUACACAAGAAUUCCUCAUGUGAUUGUAUUUACACAUUUUUUUAAAUUUACUGUACAUUUACCUGAGUUGCCUCCAUUUACUGUAAUCAAAAUCUAACCUAAUCUUUUUUUCUGCCAUUUUUUUAUUUUUAUUUGUAUACCUUCAUUUAACAAAGCAUUAAUGUUUGAGCAAAUGUGUAAUUUGAUGUUUUGUGACAAACUGAAUUUUCUAAUAUGAAUUCACUUAAUUAUCAGCAGUCAAGAAAUAAAAACCAUAAGUUAGCUAUGUAAUAUUUUCCUCUCCUUGAGUAUUGCAACAGUACUGCUGAAAACCUCAUUAAAACAAUUUUUUUUUUUAACAAAUAUCACUUUUAUUAGGUAAUUUCAAAGUGGCAUUUUUUUAAAAGACAGCAAGCAAACAUUUUACAAAAAUAAGUUUGUAUAGUUUUGAAUGAUAAACUACUGCUCAAAUUUAUUAGACAAAAGUGUUUGGACACAUUCUGUAUGUGCAAUUACUUUGCAAAUUGAGAAAAGCUUUACAUCAACAUUGCAUUGCAUUCAUUUGUCAUUAUCUAAUAACAAUUAAAUGCAGUGACAUUCAUACACUGAUGAGCCAAAACAUUAUGACCAGACACAGGUGAAAUGGAAAAAUGUUGAUAAUUUCUCAAACUGAUUGAGCAUUUGUGGAACAUGCUGGACCAAAAAGUUUGAUCCACGGUGGCUCCACUUCGCAAGUAACUGGACUUUAAGGAUCUGCUGGUAAUGUCUUGGUGCCAGAUAGAGAUAAUGUUUUGGCUCAUCUCUGUAUACUGUAAUUUGGCUUAAGUUGUCCAAAUACUUUUUGGGUACACUAUAUAUAACAUUAAAAAGUAGUGUUUACAUGUCAUGGACAAUACUGUCUAGCAGAAGGCUAGUUAAUGAAUCUGUUUAACUCUUUCCCCACCACUGACCGAAUUUACCACCAUUUAUGAGACAACGCUUCCCUGCCAUUGACGGAAUUUUCAGGCUUUCCGUGUUUUUACUGUUAUACAGUAGGGGGCGCUAUUACUUAAUUUUCUGAAAGAGUACAGAAUCUCUGAAUCAAAACACAUGCAAAAAUAUGGAGCCCCGCACAUGACAUGCAGGGGGGAAAAAAGUAAAUCGUGCGCACGCUUUACUAAGUCGUUCUCUGGAUUUACUAAAUUGUGCGCAUACUACUAGCCUACUAUUUUUUCCCUGGAUGUCAUGUGCGGGGCUCCGUACAAAAAAAACAGAAACAAGUGAUAAAAGCAUUGCUAAUACACUUUUUAAUCUUUGAAAGAAAAAAGAAGCUUUUUUCACAACUCGAAAUGUUGCUUUUUAUGACAAGUGUUGAUAAAAAAAGAAUGCAUGAAGCUAGAAUAAUUUUUUUUUUUUUUUUUUUUUUUAAGAAUAUACUCUUUUUGGGGUUAUAUUGCAUGUUCAGAUCUUCAUACAACAAAAUAUUCUGGGGGCCAUGAAAGUUUUGUGAAAAUGAUAAAAAAAAAAAUGCUGGCGGUGGUUAGCAACUUUUUUAAAAAACAUUGAGGAAAGAGUUAAUAAAAAUGAUUUCUAUUUAUACAGUUUAUAUCCUUAGUAAUUAAAGACUUUAACAAUAAUAAUAAAGCACCCAUGGCUUUACUAUAUUGUGAAUAUAGUCUUGAUUGAAGCGGUUGUGUUGCAUUGUACCUAACAAUGACAUUUAGCUGUAACUAUUAUUCACAAAAUAGUCUAACCUUGUGUACUUUAUUGCUUUAAUAUACUCAGCUUUAAAUUCAGCACCUCAGAAUUCAUUAAAAAAAACAUCAAA
This is a messenger RNA of Ctenopharyngodon idella (grass carp), 2365 nucleotides long. RefSeq lists its product as uncharacterized. The transcript has 4 exons. Lineage: Eukaryota; Metazoa; Chordata; Actinopteri; Cypriniformes; Xenocyprididae. Gene Ontology annotation, biological process: cell adhesion; tissue regeneration. The coding region runs from base 155 to 559 and encodes 134 amino acids. Gene Ontology annotation, cellular component: membrane. The record is from RefSeq and is a predicted model, not a curated record.